CGUGUAAUGUGGAGUAUCGGUAGGAAGUUUACUUUGGCAAAGACCGACCGUAUAGGAAUAUAGAUCAAAAUCACGAGGGUUCAAGACAAUACACCCGAAAGAAUUGAUUCACCACCGUGAUAUUGUACUUGUGACCACUGACCAGUGUUUAUGAUUUUCACAAAAACCAAGUUUACCCGGCAAGUUGACUCGUAUAAGACUUCAUUUUUCACGUCGUAUAUGGUCGUGUUUCUCGCCUUCUAAGGUCUGCUUUCAAAUCGAAUCAAGGAAAUCGGAAUCCAAGCAUUAAAUUCUCUCUGCAUAUAUAGUCAUAUACCAUCUUCGAUCGUCACCAUGCCCAACUAUAAACUGAUCUACUUUGAUGCCCGUGGUCGUGCCGAGCCAGCCCGUAUGAUGUUUACUCUAAGGGGUAUCGAGUUCGUCGAUGACCGUUUUAAACACGAGGAAUGGCCACAGCGAAAGACCAAUAAAGAAAUGUUCCCCACUGGACAAGCUCCCGUUAUGAUGAUUGACGACAAGGUGAUUCCACAGAGUAACGCCAUUUGCAGGUACCUGGCCAGGGAAUUAGAUUUCUAUGGAGCUAAUAACUUAGAAGGAGCUCAGAUCGACAUCGUCCUCGAAACCAUGGGCGACAUCGAGCUUAAGUUACAUAAUGUCUACGUAGGACAAACUGAAGAAAAGAAGGUUGAGCUGAAGAAAGAGUUUGUGGAAAAGACUUCCAAACCUUACUUUUCUUAUCUUGAUCAACUCAUCCAAGCAGCAGGCGGGAAGAAUUUUGUCGGAAAUAAGAUCUCACUUGCUGAUAUCCACGUCUUCAACAUGCUGGAUAUGAUGACGAACAGCAAGUAUGCUAUAGAGGGCGUCCUUGAUGCCCACCCUCAACUGGCUGCCUUCUACAAGUUCUUCAAGGAGGAAGGUCCUCUCAAGGCUUACAUUGCAUCGCGGCCCGUCACGGAUUCUUAGAUAGAUUACAGACUUGUUAAAUUACAUUCACGAAAGCAACCGUUGGUGUGGCAUUGGUGUUAGGGAGCCUUUGCUCAGCGACAUACGGAGGAUUCAA
Molecule: messenger RNA, 1060 nt
Organism: Lytechinus variegatus (green sea urchin)
Lineage: Eukaryota; Metazoa; Echinodermata; Echinoidea; Temnopleuroida; Toxopneustidae
Product: glutathione S-transferase 3-like
Exons: 5
Coding region: 334-963 (209 amino acids)
Biological process (GO): glutathione metabolic process
Molecular function (GO): glutathione transferase activity
Source: RefSeq, a predicted model, not a curated record